GAGCUCUGUCGGAUAAAGGCCUUUGCUAAACACAAAUGCCACAUUAAACGCUUCGACAGUUACCGCUUUGAGGUGACGGUCGGCAUGCCGGUGGAUGGUGUCACGCAACUUGACGAUCUGGCAGGUGACAUCCUCCUAAUGGCGAGUCACGAGUUUAGACAGGUGCUGCUGAACCUCGUUCCAGGCAGCAUGGUAGAGUUCAGCACAAAGCUGGAAGGGAAGUUGGGUACUAAACUACCCGCAUUUGAACUGAAAGCCAUACACUGUCUGGACUGCAGCUCAUCAUUGGGGCCUGAGGGACAACAGGUUAAGAUUGAACGGAACUGGAGGAAAACCAUGCUUAAAGCCAUUCAAUUUGCAUUUGACUUCUUCUUUGCUCCCUUUCUCUGUGCUAGGAUCAAUGUGUAA
This is a messenger RNA of Sinocyclocheilus anshuiensis, 408 nucleotides long. Its product is annotated as wolframin-like. Lineage: Eukaryota; Metazoa; Chordata; Actinopteri; Cypriniformes; Cyprinidae. Gene Ontology annotation, biological process: endoplasmic reticulum unfolded protein response; calcium ion homeostasis. Gene Ontology annotation, cellular component: endoplasmic reticulum membrane. The transcript has a single exon. The annotation marks the transcript as partial. The record is from RefSeq and is a predicted model, not a curated record.